This is a messenger RNA of Cylas formicarius (sweet potato weevil), 880 nucleotides long. It is a transcript of the gene Vps25, whose product is annotated as vacuolar protein-sorting-associated protein 25. Gene Ontology annotation, molecular function: structural molecule activity; protein homodimerization activity. Bases 368 to 865 code for a protein of 165 amino acids. The record is from RefSeq and is a predicted model, not a curated record. Gene Ontology annotation, cellular component: ESCRT II complex. The transcript is spliced from 2 exons. Gene Ontology annotation, biological process: protein transport to vacuole involved in ubiquitin-dependent protein catabolic process via the multivesicular body sorting pathway. Lineage: Eukaryota; Metazoa; Arthropoda; Insecta; Coleoptera; Brentidae.
CCAUGUCUGAAAUGAACGCAUGAACUAAAUUUCUUCUUUUCUUCAAAAUUACUUAUCAUCGGAAUAUUUACUAAGGACAUUCGCUCAUUGCCGACUUCCGUCGAGAAUAUUUGCAUCUCGAUAGUCACACUACCCUGCUUCCAUCCAGGAUUAUCCAAACCCAUCCAGCCUUUUACCGGCGUGUUUAGCAAAGACAGCGGGACCGGCAACACUUAAAACUUUGACCAAACACUUAAGAAACGAAAACGACACACAAUAGUUGUAUUCAUGCAUGCGUCCUGUAAGUCGCAAAAAGAAGAAUUCUGUUCGGUCUCGAUUGUUAGGUUCGUUUAUAUAUUAGUUUUUUUAAUAGAGUAUUUUUAUAUUCAUGGGCGAAAUAAAUAUUGAGUGGCCAUGGCAGUACAACUUCCCACCAUUUUUCACACUUCAGCCGCAUCCAGAGACAAGAGCUAAGCAGGUUGCCACUUGGAAACACCUAAUCCUAGAAUAUUGCCAGAAGUACAGACUUUAUAUUAUAGAUAUCCGAGAGGCAAGUCAUAUACAAUUAUUUAACAAUACGAACAUAAACAGAAAGCUUGAAACAAGUGUUAUUGCUUCUAUACUGUUGGAACUUCAAAAAUCGGGAAAUGCCAUUCCAAUUGACAAGGCCAAAAAUAGAUGGGAAAUUUACUGGCAUACUGCUGAGGAGUGGGCAACAAUGAUAUAUGAAUAUGUAGUUAAUCAAGGAAUGCAAAAUACAGUCUUAACUUUAUAUGAAAUUUCAAAUGGAGAGGAUAUCCAAAACGAAGAAUUUUGUGGAAUGCCAACUGAAGUUUUGAUUAAAGUAUUGCAAUUUUUGGAACAAAAUCGAAAGUCGGCUAGCUGAUGAACUGUUGCCCUC